UCUAUCAUGCCCCCAGCCUCAGCCUCAGCCGUCAUCGACGACCGCUCCCUAACUCUUCGUCUCUGACAAUUCCUUCCCCGAGCGAACCAAAAGCCUCCGAUCCCCCGACAAAUGCUGGUUGGCUGAACAAAAAAAUCCUACAGAAGGUAAAGGAAAGGAAAAUCAUGAGGUCUUCUUCGGAGAGAAUCAACAUCGCGGCUAGUGCGCAGAGACUCGAUGUCGAUAACCGUAUCGCCAUAAGAUACUACUACCGGAUCGCCGAUAAUAUCCUUAAACAGGCUGACAUCUUCCGAGCAGAAAAGAAUAUUAUUGAUUUGUAUGUAAUGCUUCUACGGUUUUCAAGUUUGGUGUCAGAGACCAUUCCAUGCCAUCGAGAUUAUGGAGCGUCUUUACAAAGUAAAAAAGUUUAUUUGAAAAAGAAAUUAUUGAGUGCAGUGACUGAAUUAGAGGAGUUGCAGCCAGCUGUGCAGCAGAAGAUCAAUGAAUUAAACAGAAAGCAUACAUAUCAAACUAAUGGCUGGGGCAAUGUUGCUCAAAAUGAUUCACUAGAGUGGCCUUCUGUCAAAAAGCAGACUUUGACUAACUAUAAUGUAACAAAGGCAUUGAGACCACCUGCUCGAGAAUUCACGUAUCAAGGUUCAAGGACUCAACAACUUUCUUAUGCCAGGCCAGUGGAUGAGCAGUUUCGUAGAAUGUCUCUAAAUUUCCCUCGUCCAACGGCAGAAACCCUAUCUAGACAUUCUAUUUUGGGCCCAAAUGGUCUCCAUGGCCGGUGGCAGCCACCAAAGAGCAAUAAAUUGGUCAAGUAUCCAAUCAACAUAGACCUGACUCCAGUGGAAUUCCCCAGCCUUCAGCAGCCUGUAGAAAGUGGAAUCACAACAAAAACAGACAGUAGCAAUGUUGCACCUGAAAAAUCAAGUUUGGAGUCAAUUACUAUUCCAACUGAUGAAAUUGAGAAGCGUCCGGCUGAGGAACCUUGCUCCAUGAUUUCCUUUGAAACAGUUGAAACUCCUGUUUCUACAGUUGAAAUCCCUGUUUCUACAGAUAUUAUUAAACAACCUUCUCCUCCACCUGUACUUGCAGAAGUACAAGAUUUGAUUGCUGCAAUGUCUCCACAAGUUACUGAGGCAGAAUGCCGGAAUGAGAAUUUAAUGUCCGAUGGAUUUGAUCGAACUGAGCCCCUGCAGUUGCACAUUUCAACCACAUUGAUGGAUAACUUCAUGAAGCUGGCAAAGUCAAAUACUGAAAAAAAUUUAGAAACUUGUGGUGUCCUUGCAGGUUCACUUAAAAACAGAAAAUUCUAUGUUACUGCUCUCAUUAUUCCAAAGCAGGAAUCAACAUCAGAUUCAUGUCAGACCACAAAUGAAGAAGAAAUAUUUGAAGUGCAGGAUAAACAAUCUCUUUUUCCACUUGGGUGGAUUCAUACGCAUCCUACACAGUCUUGUUUUAUGUCUUCGAUUGAUGUUCACACCCAUUACUCAUAUCAGAUUAUGCUGCCGGAAUCUGUUGCUAUUGUUAUGGCACCCAGAGAUAGUACAAAAAAGCAUGGAAUUUUUCGGUUGACAACGCCAGGCGGCAUGUCAGUAAUAAGACAGUGUCAACAACGUGGCUUUCAUCAUCACGAUCCACCUACUGAUGGUGGACCCAUUUACAAAUCCUGUACAGAUGUAUAUAUGAAUUCCAAUCUAAAAUUUGACAUCAUUGAUCUUCGGUGAUUACAGUCUUGCCAUAUGGACAGGUAAUUUUUUUGCAAUGCAAUUAUUUAUUAAUCAUUGCUAUACAAUUAGUUUUGUGUUUACCUACCAUUAGAAUCAGCCCCUAAAAUGCAAGACUACUUGUUUGUAUUAUUCUCUGGUCACUGUAUAUUCUAUGCACUAUUUCUUAAAACCACUUUGGUCAUGACUUGGGACGGCUACCUGCAUCUUGAUGGAGUUUGGGAGUCGUAUUUUUGUCAUUCGUCGGUGUAACGGACGAGACUAUUCCUAUGUUCUAAAUAAUUCCAGAUUAUAAUAUUUUCAACAAACCCGUUAUUUCGUGUCAAGGCAUUGUAAUUAUCAAUAUAUUGAUGCUGUUGUUGGUGGAUCCCCUUAUUAAUGGCAUGAUAUUUAAAAAUAUGGGGUGAUUAGAGCUCUAUUUAGCUGUCAUUUAUAUGCCGAUGGUGUUUUCGAGUUCUUUCUCUAUUGGGCAGAUAUCUCGUCAAAUCAAUGGUUUCUGAACUUUGUAAGCACAGGUAUUAAGGAUCAAGAAAUUCUGUUUCUUUUUCCUGGUAUGAUAAAAUUUGAUACUUUCUUGAUG
This is a messenger RNA of Pistacia vera, 2295 nucleotides long. RefSeq names its product AMSH-like ubiquitin thioesterase 1. Gene Ontology annotation, molecular function: K63-linked deubiquitinase activity; protein binding; metal-dependent deubiquitinase activity. The coding region runs from base 165 to 1715 and encodes 516 amino acids. NCBI's taxonomy places the organism in Eukaryota, Viridiplantae, Streptophyta, Magnoliopsida, Sapindales, Anacardiaceae. Gene Ontology annotation, cellular component: membrane; endosome. The record is from RefSeq and is a predicted model, not a curated record. Gene Ontology annotation, biological process: protein K48-linked deubiquitination; protein K63-linked deubiquitination. The transcript is spliced from 14 exons.